Messenger RNA from Syngnathus typhle (broad-nosed pipefish), 1111 nucleotides. RefSeq names its product tryptophan 5-hydroxylase 2. Gene Ontology annotation, molecular function: iron ion binding; tryptophan 5-monooxygenase activity. The record is from RefSeq and is a predicted model, not a curated record. Gene Ontology annotation, biological process: aromatic amino acid metabolic process. Gene Ontology annotation, cellular component: neuron projection. The coding region runs from base 50 to 928 and encodes 292 amino acids. The transcript has 7 exons. Lineage: Eukaryota; Metazoa; Chordata; Actinopteri; Syngnathiformes; Syngnathidae.
CAAAGACAAAGUUUACCGCCAGCGGCGCAAGUAUUUUGUGGAGGUGGCCAUGAAGUACAAGUUCGGUCAGCCCAUCCCCCGCAUCGAGUACACCCCGGAGGAGGUGCGCACGUGGGGGGUGGUCUUCAAGGAGCUAAACAAGCUGUACCCCACUCACGCCUGCAAAGAGUACCUGAAGAACCUGCCCCUGCUCAGCCAGCAGUGCGGCUACCGACACGACAACAUCCCCCAGCUGGAGGACGUCUCGCACUUUCUCAGAGAGAGGUCGGGUUUCACCGUCCGGCCGGUCGCAGGCUACCUGUCGCCCCGGGACUUCCUGGCGGGUUUGGCCUACCGAGUCUUCAACUGUACGCAAUAUGUCCGCCACAGCACUGACCCGCUCUACACGCCUGAACCGGACACGUGUCACGAGCUCCUGGGUCACGUCCCUCUGCUGGCCAAUCCAAAGUUUGCUCAGUUUUCUCAGGAGAUCGGUCUGGCGUCUUUGGGAGCUUCAGAUGACGACGUGCAGAAACUGGCCACGUGUUACUUCUUCACUAUCGAGUUUGGCCUCUGCAAGCAAGAAGGCCAGCUGAGAGCCUACGGUGCCGGCUUGCUGUCUUCCAUCGGAGAACUCAAGCACGCCUUGUCCGAUCAGGCCUGCGUGCGGCCCUUUGACCCCAAAACCACCUGCAAGCAAGAAUGUCUCAUCACCACAUUCCAGGACGUUUACUUUGUCUCUGACACCUUUGACGAGGCCAAGCAAAAGAUGCGAGAGUUUGCCAAGACCAUCAAGCGACCGUUCUCGGUUUACUACAACCCAUACACGCAGAGCGUGGACCUCCUGAAAGACACGCGGACCAUCGAGAACGUGGUGCAGGACCUCCGCAGCGAUCUGACCACCGUGUGCGACGCUCUCGGCAAGAUGAACACCUACAUGGGCAUCUGACCGUGCACCUCCAGAGCCCUUCGCCGCCAUCCAGUUCAAUCCGACUAGCUUUCUUAGCAGUAAUUCCAGAAGACAAAAAGAUCUUGUAUGCCGCAUGACGUAAAAAGCUUUCAGUAUAUAUUUAGACGGGGGCGAGUCAAGUGUAAACAACACAGCUGCAUUGCAUUUCAUACUGUAUAUGUA